Molecule: messenger RNA, 10172 nt
Organism: Anastrepha ludens (Mexican fruit fly)
Lineage: Eukaryota; Metazoa; Arthropoda; Insecta; Diptera; Tephritidae
Product: zinc finger protein 2-like
Exons: 10
Coding region: 1-9117 (3038 amino acids)
Biological process (GO): regulation of transcription by RNA polymerase II
Cellular component (GO): nucleus
Molecular function (GO): DNA-binding transcription factor activity, RNA polymerase II-specific; RNA polymerase II cis-regulatory region sequence-specific DNA binding
Source: RefSeq, a predicted model, not a curated record
AUGUAUGCCUGGAACGUAUGGUCGAGAAGCACAUUAGGACAAGGUUUCGAGGUCGCAACCCUCUCAAUGUCAGACAGCACGCUUGUCAAAGUGGAAAAUCUUGAGAAUCGCCUCUGCUCGAGCCAGCAACAUCCGCGACUAGCUCGCGGUGAGUCAUAUUCAUGUGGGUACAAACCGUAUAGGUGUGAAAUUUGUAACUAUUCGACAACGACCAAAGGUAACCUCUCAAUUCAUAUGCAAUCUGAUAAGCAUUUGAACAAUAUGCAAGAGUUGAAUAGUUCACAAAGUAUGUUGGCAGCCGCGGUCGCCGCCGCUAGCAGUGGGAAGGCGGAUAUCACAUCCAAAAUGAUGCUAUCUAAUAAUAUCGCAGCUGUUCAACAACCACAACAACAACAAACUCCGCAACCUCCGCCCCAACAAACAAUAUCACAGCCCCAGUCCCAACAGCCACAGUCAUCACAUAGCGGCAGCUCGUCAAUUCUCGGCAGUGGAGGAUCAUCUGCCAGCGGUAGUGGCCGUACUAGCGUCGAUGCUACUGGAAAUGCCUGUGUAAUUUUCAAUAAGAGUAAGCCGUCCUUUCGAUGUGACAUUUGCAACUACGAAACAUCAGUGGCUAGAAAUCUACGCAUACAUAUGACCAGCGAGAAACAUACUCAUAAUAUGACUGCCCUGCAAAACAAUAUCAAGCACAUACAAGCGUAUAGCAUCUUUCAGCAGCACCAGCAGGCCGUCGUUGCUGCUGCUGCCCAACAGCAACAACAACACCAGCAGCAGCAGCAAUUAACAGCAGCAACACAGGCAGCAUCCCAAUUGCCAGCACUUGGCAGCGGUUUAGCUAGCAACUUUUUACCAGAAAUCGCUUUGGCCGACUUGGCUUAUAAUCAAGCCCUCAUGAUACAAUUGCUGCAACAGAACUCCGCAGCUAUUAGCCAACAACAGCAGCAGCAACCACAUGAUUCUGUCCCCAAACUUCAGUUAAAAGCCUCGCCUCGUUCUUCACCGCAUCCCAUGCAAGUUGAACAGCCGUUGACAUUUCAACAACAACAACUUCAGCAGUUGAGACAACAGUUGCUGCAGUCAUAUUCACCGAACAGUGGUUCACCUACAUUGCUGUUGUCGACGGAAACUUUUGGUACCAGCGAUGUAAAUUUGUCUUCCAGCGUUAGUGGUGGCUGCAAUGUCGAUGAAACUCUGGAGCCACCCGUUCGCGCCGAUCCUUGUCCAACCAAUCUCUACAGUUGCUUGGUGUGUGAUAUAUUCAGCUCGAAUAGUUUAGACGAUCUCAAUCAGCAUUUAUUGGUUGAUCGCUCACGAUGCAAUACUAUGACAACUAGCAGCACGAAUAAUAGUAAUACCCUCAGUACCAUCAAUACAGACGUGAUGGUCAUAUUAAAUAAUAACUAUAUUUGCCGCUUGUGCAACUAUAAAACUAAUCUAAAGGCAAACUUUCAACUGCAUAGUAAAACAGACAAGCAUCUUCAAAAACUAAAUUACAUUAAUCACAUACGCGAAGGUGGACCGCAUAACGAGUAUAAACUAAAGUACAUUCAGCUUGCUGCCAACACGGUGCAGUUAAAAUGCAACUGUUGUGAUUUUUAUACAAAUUCCAUUCAGAAGCUAUCGUUGCACACGCAGCAUAUGCGACACGAAACGAUGCGUAUGAUCUUCCAGCAUUUAUUGCAUAUCAUGCAACAGAAUAACCUUCAACAUAUACAAAUGCAACAGCACUCAAAAUCAAAUCCCCACGAGUCUACGGCUGAAAUUGGUGACAGUAGUACAGAGCCACAUGGCGGAAACAUUGAUCAGGACAGUAAAAGUGAUGACACCCCAAUCAGCGCUAUAGCAACGAAAGACAUGCCAAAAUUCGCCGAAAAAGUAAUAUCAUGCCAAUUAUGCAAUUAUAGCACAUGUACACUAUUAAAUAUGAUCCAACAUGUAAAAAGCCUGCGUCACAUGCAAGUAGAGCAGUUCGUUAGUCUCCAAAGACGCAGCGAACAACUUGAUCCGCCUAGUUUGGAUGACGUAUUCAAGGUAGUAGAGCAACCAAUUUUGCAAUCGUUACCCCCUUCCGCUCAUACUUCUCAAGACGAUAACAGUAAGUUAGAAAAUAUCAGAUCGGUUUCAGUUCCCGGCUAUUUUUCUGUCCCCACGACGCGGUUAACAAAUGAAGACAACGGAUAUAACAUAUCUGUAAUAGAUCACAACUCCUUCUCACCAUCAUCAAACUCCUCGAUUGCAUCAGGAAAUACAAGUGUACGUAGCAAAGGAUACCAACGUGUUAGUACACCAAAUUUUCAGUCAUCUAUUGGGGAUAGGGAUGGUUUAACCACAAAUUUGGGUUCGGCCAUUAAUACUACUGGCAUACCAUCUGUAGUUUUUAAAUGCAACAACUGUGAUUUCUUUGCACAAUCCAAAACAGAGAUGGAGUUACACCUAGGUGCAGUUCAUCCCCAAACGGAACCAGACUACAUCAGCAUUCCAACGAACUCCGUGGCAAUGCAAGCAUUUCAAGCCGCAGUAGCAGCAGCUACAGCUGCAGCAGCGUGUGCAGUAACUGCUACACACUCUGGUAGUAGCAAAUCCAAUUUCGAAAAUGAUGCUAUUGAUGACGAUUGUCCAACUUCAAUAAAGAGAGAGCGUUUAUUUUUGCCUGAAGAUGAGGAGUUCGAAAAUGGAGCGGACAUGAGCAGUACAUUAGAUUUGCAAAAUGCAUCGACAAUUUCUCCUUGGAUCACAACAACAAUAAACACGAAUGAAUUUUCACCAUCAAUAAAUGAAUCAAGAUCAGGAAGUAAUAAUGUUAUAAGUAGGGAACUUGAAGAAAAAUUGCAGCAACAUCAAUCAGUGCUCAAAAGCAUUAAGAUAGUAUUAAAUGAUAUUGAUGACAGUAGUCAGGUUGACCAAAGUAGCACAAAUUAUGCCAAUGUUCAAUGCCCAUUAUGCACUGGCACAUUCGACCGUAAGCAAACACUAGAAUCGCAUUUGAUGAAUGUACACAGCGUAAAUCGCGAUGGAUUAGCACGACUCUUACAACUGGUGGACACCAGCGUUUGGAAGCAUUUUCACACAGAAUCAGCAAGUGCCGAUGCUGCCAAAACUGUCAGACCUGCCACCGAAACAAACACAAUCAAAGAUAUAAAUAAUGCAGGUUCAACGGAAUUAAACUUAUCAACGAUGGCAGUCUCAAGCGAUGCAUCCAUAAAUCUCAAUACUUCUAAUCCAACAGGGUACGUUCAAUCACUGGAAGCCGUAAAUAGUAGUGAACUAUCAUGUGAACAGUGUUGCACGCAUUUUAAGCAUGAACAACAAUUGUUGCAACAUGUACAAAAAUUUCAACAUUUUGUAGUCUUGCCAAAUGGAGAUCACCGUUGUUUGGCUGCUAGUCAUCCCAGCCGACCUUGCCACGCGACAUUUCCCUCGCAAACUGCUUUGAUCGCCCAUUAUAAAAAUGUACACAUAAGUUUAAUUAUAUCAGAGCGUCAUGUAUACAAAUAUCGCUGCAAGCACUGCUCACUUGCAUUCAAAACUCAAGAAAAAUUGUCCACCCACUUGUUAUAUCACACGAUGCGCGAUGCUACCAAAUGUACAUUGUGCCAGCGAAAUUUUCGCAGCACACAAGCGCUACAAAAACAUAUGGAUCAGAUACAUAGCAAAAGUAACCAACACGUUUCUAGUUCACCAACAUUAUUAAGUUGCAGCAGCCGCGGGUCGCCAACUUUUCGUACAACAAACUCGCAAUUAACUGAGGCAGUUCUGGAUAAUGCACCUAAAACUAACGACGGUGAUGCUUGUCAGUCGCCACCCAUAUCACCACAUAGCAAGGAACAAAUGGAUUCCAAGAACUUGAAUGAAACAUCACAAGUAUCAUCUUCCCCAUUAACAGCUCACAUAUUGCAGGAUCAGCAACAGCACGUCGCUGCAUUCACCGCUGCACUACUAAAUCAGUCUUCACAACAGCAACACUGCAGCAGUGAUGAAUUAGCAGUGGUUACACAAGCUCAUCUAAUCCAACAUUUACAAACUAAGCCCAGUGGAUCGCUGUUGACGCAGAAAUACAUUCAGCAACAACAACAAAAACUACAAAAUAUUCAACAUUUACAACAGUUGCCGCAGCUUCCAGGCGCUUCCACCGGUUUGCCACUGAAUCCUGUCGAGAUGCUAAAUCUUAUGCAAUUUCACCGCAUAAUGUCCAUGAAUUUCAUGAAUCUUGCUCCACCGCUUAUAUUUGGGGUUGGCGCUAAUGCUAGCGCUAGCAACAAUACAGAGUUGGUUACGUCUCCACACACACCUAAAAUAGCUCACAAUUGCGGUGCCCAUACGCUUCUCUCCGGAAGCGAUUUGACUAUACCAGGCACUCCAGUUCCAGUCGGAUCAACUGCGGAUAUUAUUGGUACAUUACCAAAGCAGCAACAAUCUCAACAACAACAAUCUGUAGCAACAAGCAUUUCACAGAUGGCGAGUAAUCAAAAACGUGCACGAACGCGUAUCACUGAUGAACAGCUAAAAAUCCUUCGUGCACACUUUGACAUCAAUAACUCUCCAAGUGAAGAAAGUAUAAUGGAAAUGUCUCAAAAGGCAAAUUUGCCGAUGAAGGUCGUUAAGCAUUGGUUUCGGAAUACGCUGUUUAAGGAACGUCAACGAAACAAAGAUUCUCCCUACAACUUCAACAAUCCACCAUCUACUACAUUAAAUUUAGAAGAAUAUGAGCGUACUGGACAAGCUAAAGUAACGCCGUUAAAUGAAGAGCUGAAUCUGGCUUCGUUCAACCUUACGAAACAGCAGGAACAGCAGCAGCAUAAAAUAUCCGAAACAAAAGGUCAAGAUACCGAAAAUGUAUCUUAUGCCGCUACUAUUCCAAGCACAUGUGGCGAUUCUCCGAUAUCAAUCGAUAUGAAAAAUGAACCGAUCAAUGAGAGGGUUGAGGACCACUGCACAACUGACGCUCCACACUCCCAGCAACAGCAACAACAGCAGCAGCAUAAAGAUAGCAAUGAUAAACACUUGUUAAGUCCAGCGUCGGCAUUGCUUCUUCAUCAGCGACAACAACGUAUAUCAGCCGUAGCAGCGGUUGACCCCCAACAGCAGCAAGUUAUUGAAAUGCAAGAUCAUACAAUGAUAGGUACAGCAGUUGCAUCCAUGUUACAGCAGCAACAUGUACAAUCACAAUCGAACCAAGGUACACAGCAGCAUAUCAAUCUAUACAGCUACGAAACGAAAUCAGAAAGCGGUAGUUCGGAUAUACUUUCAAGACCUCAAUCACCGAACACGUCUUCGAUCGUCUCGACACACUUUGCGAGCAUCAAUGAGUUAUUAAAUCAACAACUUGACAAUUUGCCUCUUAGCCAAAACCUUACUAGCAUAAAUGUUGCAACCAUACACGGAAAUAAUAUGGGUCCACCAAAAAAUUUCCAAACUAGCAAGUCAUUCGAAAAAAACUCUCCAUCUUCACAGUUUGAUACGAACUCGAAUUCAUCGAAUGCGUCGUCUACAUCCAGCGGGAAGCGAGCAAAUCGUACACGCUUCACGGACUAUCAAAUCAAGGUACUACAGGAAUUCUUUGAGAAUAACUCUUAUCCAAAGGAUAGUGAUUUGGAGUAUUUAAGCAAGCUUUUGUUGCUUUCCCCACGUGUUAUUGUUGUCUGGUUUCAGAAUGCCCGCCAAAAACAGCGAAAGAUUUAUGAGAACCAGCCAAACAAUUCCCUUUACGAAACAGAGGAGAAAAAACACAAUAUAAACUACGCUUGCAAGAAGUGUAACUUGGCAUUCCAGCGAUACUAUGAACUGAUACGUCACCAAAAGAAUCACUGCUUCAAAGAAGAAAACAAUAAAAAAUCGGCCAAGGCGCAAAUAGCCGCUGCACAAAUCGCACAAAAUCUCAGUUCUGAAGACUCAAAUUCUUCCAUUGACAUAAAUAGUGGCAAUGCGGUUGCUCAAUUACAUCAUCAACAACACGGAUCUGCCGUUACAACGAGCCAUAAUUUAACAAAUAGUGCUACUGAUUCCAGUAUUUCACCCUGCGCGACAUCUACUGGAUUAAAUGUGUUGCACAACACAUCACCGCAGCAUUUAUUUGGGAAAUCGUCAAUGUCCAUUACCGAUUUUAGUCCAUCCACUACUCCGACACCGCCGCAAUCCCAACGAGAGCGGAACGAUAGCACUGAGUUGUCACCGCAGGGUCAAGCUCACAAGUCGAAAUUUGAAUGCGAAAAAUGUAAGAUACAUUUCGGGUUCUAUGAACAUUUUCGGGAACAUCAGUUGCUUCAUUUAAUGAACCCCGGCUUGUUUACAUCCCAGCUUUCGAGUAUGCCAGACACAUAUGGCACAUUUGGCAGUAUAUUACAGAGUUUACAACAGGUAGCAGCAGCAAAUGCUACCCACCAACAGCAGCAACAACAACUGCUACAGCAACAGGGCCAACCGUCGGCGAAAAAGCGUAAAUGUUCCGAAACAUCUUCUAUAACGGAUGAUAUGUCAUCGAUUGGCGGCACUGGUGAUAUCGAUACUAAUCCAAUAUCAUUACCUUUUUCAACUCCAAGGAAAUAUGAUUUUUUGUACCAGUAUUUCAUGCAGAACGAAAGUAGUAAAGAACUAAAGCAACAAUUUCAAUCGCAACAGCAGCAAGCACACGAGCCAGAGUUAGAGAUGGAGUUUCUCGCAAAUUUUUAUCACCAAUGCGAGUUGCGGAAGCGAAGCAAUUAUGAUUUUUUAUACCAGUACUAUCAAAAAAAUGAACGUAAACAACAAAUGGGGGCAAUGCAAUCUAUUUCAGGUGCUUUUGAAUCAGAGAACAAACCCCAUAUAGAUUUCCUAUUGCAAUAUUAUCAACUGAAUGAAUCAAAAAAGUUUUUUCAGUUAGAUGCCUCGAACCCACGAAUAAAUGACCACACGUCUGCGUCGCAUUCAUUGACAGCACAGUACCAACAUAUAAAUAACCUAUCUUCAAAUAGUCGAGAAACAAAUACAUCUAAGGGUGGCUUUGUUAUGUUAGAUUCCAACUUAACAAAAAACUCCCUAGAGGUACUCAGUAGCAAUAUUGGGCUUUCAGAUGGCGAAGAUAACAAUGACGAUAACGACAGAAAUAGUAAUGGUAUGGAAGCUGACGACGCUCAUAGUUGUGCUACUGAUCAUAAUGACGACAAUAAUAGGAAAAUCGAAAGUAAUUUGAGCUAUAAGAAACGGAAAUCGACGAAAAAUACCAUUAAAGGAAGGAGAGGCAGUUUUCACGAGGCUACAAGCACAAUGGAGAUUUCAGGCGGGAUCAAUCCUGAAGCGAAUCUACUAUCGCAGCAGCAAGUUAAAUUCACUUGUAUGGAUGAGGACCAUAAGCGUAAGGAUGUGAGUAAAGACAGUGGAAAAUUUGGGAAAAACCAAAAGUCUAAUCAUACAAAGCGUAAAGCAUCAUCUUUGGCAACUCAGUCGACAGCGCCACUAACAAAAAAAGCUACAACAACUCUAUCAGCAAUCAGCAACGUCGAGACAUAUAUACACAAUUUAAAGGAUUUUCUUGAUGCUAACACAAUUGAAACACCUACACAAACGACUCAACAUAACAGUGACAACCUGGUACAAACGGAUACUGACGGCAGUAGCGGUGCGACAGCGAUGGAUAAAAUGCUAUUUUCUGAAACACCAUCAUCGUCGCCAAAUUCAAACAAUAAUUCAUCAGUUGUUGGACCACCAUCAGCAAAGCCAGGAGCUGGUAUUGCCGAAAAACAACAAAGCAAGCGACUACGAACUACAAUACUGCCAGAGCAACUAAAUUUUUUAUAUGAAUGCUACCAAAAUGAAUCAAAUCCGAGUCGAAAAAUGCUUGAGGAAAUCGCAAAAAAAGUAAACCUGAAAAAACGCGUAGUACAAGUUUGGUUCCAAAACUCUCGCGCUAAAGAUAAAAAAUCUCGCAAUCAACGCUUUACCGCAAUUUCCGAUGAUAGUAACUACGAGGACGCUACGCAAUAUAACAGAGAAGGUGGAAUAUUGCAUAAAAAUGUGAUAAAAUCCACCAAGUCAUAUGGCAGUAAGUGUAAUAUCAGUUUCGUCCCGGAUGUCAGUACUAGCAUCAAUACACAUACUGGAUUUGAAUUAGGUGACUGUGAUUUAUGCCAACUCCCGCAAGUGAAUAUGAAGCAACAUGCCUUUUCUGUUGAACAUAUCUGUAAAGUGAAAAACCUUUUGGAGCACACAACAGCAAAUGUCAAAGUGAACAUCGAUACGGAGGUGAUUGCAGCUUUCGGAACAGACGUCGGUGCCUUCGUGGAAAGCGAAACAAAAAAGGAUGGGCUUCCCAAUGGCUUUGUCCCAACAGGCGAUGCCGAAGUGAAUGAAAGUAAAUGUUCCACUGCCGAUGUCAACGAUAGUCAGGAAAGCAAUUUUGUAGGGCAUCAAGACGCCGAUGUUGUCAUCAGUGAUGGCCUUUGUACGUUUACAAGAAUAUAUAAAGAGCUGAGAUUACAAAAUGUCAUGAAACAAGCACUUGGAAAUCAGCGUUAUAACAACUGUAAUGAAUUAGAGUGGAAAGAAAAUGGGAGCAGUAAUGAUGAAAGCGGAGAGCCACCAAUGAACAAUAAAGAUAACAGUCGGCCCAAGGACAAACAGCAGCCGACUACUUCAGUUUCUCCAAAACAUGUUAAUUUGAUGGAGAACACGAAAGCAGAACAAUCAAUCACCGAAAUAACUUUUUUUAAUAGCCGAAGUGGUGUCAGCGAAAGUGGCAUAGUUCACGGCAGUGAUCAACAGCAUUUCAAUAAGCCUGGCGAUACGGCUAGCUGCAAGCUAUUUGACGAGACAUAUUAUAGUGACGACAAUGAUCCCAGUCGUAAAAGUGCCAAUUUUACGCCAAGUGAGCCACUUGAUACAGUUUUGACUGAAGGCAGUAAUAAUGAUAAUUCCAAAUACAAAGAUAAUGUUGAUAGAAUUAGUCCAGAUUUGACGGAUAAUACCAAUACAAUACAAAAAUGUUCGACAAGAAAUGAAUCAAUAACAGCAAAUUGCGACAGUAGCAGCACAUCAUCAGCAUUAACAGCUACGACAGCCUCUACGAACAUAUCAAAUUCACAUGCAAAAGAUAUUAUCAAGCAAAUUUUUAAAUGUAGUCAAAUAACUGCCGGAACCGAAAUUUAGACGGAAUAAUUUCAAAAGCUGAGGCAAAUUUUCGAAAUGAAAGCAAACGCUCACAUGACGAGAAAAGACGAGGGAGAUAGAGAAAUGCCAAGACGAGUGAUAAAUGCAAAACAUAAUAAAAGAAAAAUAAUACUCGCAAGAUGUUUAAUGAUAACAAAAAUCUUAUACUAAAAGACAUAUACACAUAGUUCCUAUUUUGAAAAAAAUAUUAGCAACGUAAUUAAAAUUAAACACCUAGUUUUAUAAUAAAGGAAAAAAAAAUUAUUACAUUAUUCGAUAUUAAGCGGCUGAUAUACACGAAGAAAAGAUAUACACACAGAUAACACAAAAUUAUUGCUAGGUGCAGUUAAGCAUUAAGACAGGAUAGUAAAUAUAUAAAAAGGACGCAUGGUGAAAUAAGCAAGAUAAAGAGGAGGGGCAUAACUGAAAAAGUUAAUAAACACAAAAAAAACAGGAACAGCAUAAAAUAUUACAACAUUUUUUGGUGUUGUGUAAAUAACACAUACUAUUAAAAUGAUUCAAAAAUGAAUUAACGAGAAAAAGAGGUAGGGUUUUCAGUCAGUCCUAAACUAAACGACACACAUGCAAGCAUAUUUUACCCGCGUCUAAGAUAGGUGUAUAACAAUAAAUAAAUCUAAAUAACAAAAUGGAAAUUAAAUAAAAUAAGAAAAUACUUUAGUAGAAGCAAACAAAAAUUAAGGUGAAAUAAAUUUUGAAAAAUAUGCAACAAAGUUCCUAGCAUUUUAGUGUGCUACAUACUAUUUUGCCUUUGUUUUUCCUUUAUUGAAGUAAAAAAAACUAAAUAUCUGGCUAAAUUAUAUGUAUUCUAAUGUUAAAUACAAGAAAUCAAGGACGCAGUGAAUAACGUAGGGAGGACAGUGAAGAAAUAAAUUAAGCAAUUUAUAUUUUUACCCUAUAACUAUUAAUGAAAAUAAUGAUUUAAAUCAGCGAUCGGAAUAAAGGUUAAGUUAAUAUAAACUAUACCCUGUAAAACGUAUCCAUAAAAAUUGACCCCCUUAUGAAGCACAAUAAAGUCACAGCAUUGCAAACCAAUA